AUGAAAGGCUUGAAACCCAUCGUCUUGGUUAACUCCCUCAAAACCGUCGAAAAGGCGGUGAUCCUCUGGCACAGUAACCGGAGCGGCCUUCGCCUCGUCCUCGUCGGAUUGUUUCUGCUCAACCUGGCGCUGACGGCGGCGAUGGUGAAGCUGGCCAGACAGCCCGUCAACCUGGAUUCUGUGCGGCCCUUCUUCGAAAUAGCCGUCAACUCGACCACCACGGGGGUGGGAGCCGGGGCGGACGCCUCGCUCUCCUGGCAACCCAGAUCCUUUGCACACGUAGGCCUAGGGGAAUUCUUCACCGUGUUAUCAAUGAGUGCGGCCAUCAUUUCCUUCUCCUACACACGUAACCGUAAUCUUCCAGAUAACGGGUCACGGAGGAAAUUCAAGAGACUGUGCAGUCUCUUAUUUGCCGGUAUUGGCAUGUUCUUCUACAUAUCAGCAGUUGUGGACUAUCUUGACCUGGACGAUCGCAAGUCCCGCUAUUUCCAAGAACUCUUCGAAUUCUUAUACAUGCUCACCAUUGUUGUUGCUUCAAAAGAAUACACAUCUGGGUUGCUCUCUGCAGCCAACAAGGCAUGUUUGCUCGCCGGGGGAAAGUUCUUGGAGAUAAUUGUGUUGGGUACAAUGACUUUGGUCGUCCAGGACAGUCUGGAUGAUAUCUACGUGGAUGGAAUGCAUUUAUUAUAUCGAAAGGAGCAAGAGGAGACAUCUGACUUAAGGAAGGGCACGGUCGCUAAAAUCUUCUUGAUCUCCAUCGCCCCAGCCUUGCUCACUCUCGUGCUGCAGGUAUUCCAAUGCUCGGUGAUCUUGGCGUUUUACGGUGAUGGCAGACUCCCAGAGGAACAGCAGGGCGAUGGCAACGAUUCCUCGGACGAUGGCGGGAGUGACGGCAGCUCGAGUGAUGGAGGCAAAAAGACCAACUAA
Molecule: messenger RNA, 927 nt
Organism: Triticum turgidum subsp. durum (durum wheat)
Lineage: Eukaryota; Viridiplantae; Streptophyta; Magnoliopsida; Poales; Poaceae
Source: the annotation of a GenBank genome assembly